AUGUUUCAUCAACCAUAUUAUUCUUCUCAACAAUCUCAUCCUUCUCAACAAACUCAUCCUCAACAAACUCAUUCUCAACAGUCUCGUCCUCAACAACCUCAUCCACAACCACAACAACCUCAUCCACAACCACAACAACAAACUCAUGGUCAACAACAUCAACCAUAUUAUCCUUCUAAUCGUGGCUCAUCAAAUUUUUUUAUGCCAAAUCAUCCAUUUUAUUAUCGUCCAAAUGCUCCGCCACCAAAUCAAAGUACACAUAAUUUAAAUUUUACUCAUGACUUUGAACAUAAUCAACCUCAUCAUGGUUUUACAUCAAUGCCUUCAGGUAGUUACCCAUCUUAUGAUUAUACUACUCAGAAUGUAGAACAACAACGUUGGAGACACAAUGUAAGUCGAGCUCAACAACAACAGCAUCAACAACAUCAAACACAUCAACAGCAACAACAACAACAACGUCGUCAAACACCAGCAUUUCAUUUUCAAGAUAAAUCAACAUCCUAUUUUAUGACUGAUCCAAUUGUAACAAACGAUGAUCGUUUAACUAUUCAAUUAACGAAAGUUCAUAUUGGACCCAAUGGUGAUCAACAACGUGUAUUUGUCGAACAAGAAUUUAGUAACGAAACUGAAUUAAAUAAAUUUGUUCGAAAUUUAAGACAAAAUUUCGAAAAAACAUUUAAUAAUCGUUCAUCCGGAGACAGCAGUAACAUAACUGAAAGUAACAGUACAGAUAGCAAAAAAUCUGGUGUCGUUGUUGUUGAAGAACCCGAUGAAGAACCGAAAGUCUAUCAACAACAAGCUUAUAAUGCAAAUAUUGAAUCAAAAAAAGCAGCUUCAUCUAUUGUCAGUCCAAUAACAUCACCUGAAUUAGAUUGUCCAUCACCAGAAAAAUUUGAAGAACGUUCUCGACCACCAAGUUUUGAACAUCAUCUUCAUCAUCAUCAUAGAUAUGUUUCACCACCACCUUCUCAUAUAUCAUCUGUAUCAACAUCACGUUCAAAUCGACGACAUAGAAAUAAAAUGAAAUAUCGUCGACAACCAACCGAACCUCGAGAAGAACCAAAACCAACGAGACUAUUUGAUAUGCCAAGUUUUACUCGUCAUUAUCCACCAACAACAACACCACCACUAUCACGUUUUCAACAUAGAUUUUCUACUGAACAUGAUCUUCGUAUAAAAAAUGAAUUUAAUCUUCUACCACCACCAUCAUCAAAUCCUAAUGUUCAAUGGAGACAAAAUCAUGGUGGUUAUCCUAAACAUCGUUCACGUUCAUAUGUACCACCAAUGAAUGAUAAUUAUCCUCCUACUUCUUCAACACCAUCACGUUUUCAAAAUACAACUGAUCCAUUUUUUCGACCCAUUAAUCCAGCAAAAUUUCCUCAACAACGUCAAAAAGAUUUACGUCCACCACCACCAUCAUCACCUUCAAAAUUUCGUCGUUCACAACGUCGAAAACCUAUUCAACCAACAACAAUAUCAGAAAAUCAUAUCUAUCCAAAUAAUGUACAACAACAACAACCACGUGUUCAUCGUACAAAAUCAGAAUGUCGAAAUUUUCAAAAUCAACAACAACAUCGAAGUCGAAGUACAACAAAUCAAUUUCAAUUUUUCUCUCCAUUACAACCACCACCUAUUGUUCAAAGACAUUUUGUCGCAUUUCGUUCUCCACCUGUUUUCCUUUCAUCAAUACAUUCAGCAGCACCAAUGUUCUAUCCAAAUCAUAGAAGACAAUUUGACAGUAUGCAACCACAAUUACGUUUAAUUAAUCAUUUUCGUCUUGGUACAAAUCGUUUUUAG
This is a messenger RNA of Adineta steineri, 1797 nucleotides long. NCBI's taxonomy places the organism in Eukaryota, Metazoa, Rotifera, Eurotatoria, Adinetida, Adinetidae. The record is from the annotation of a GenBank genome assembly.